Panicum hallii is the source of this 1492-nucleotide messenger RNA. RefSeq lists its product as uncharacterized. The record is from RefSeq and is a predicted model, not a curated record. The transcript has 3 exons. Bases 340 to 1284 code for a protein of 314 amino acids. Lineage: Eukaryota; Viridiplantae; Streptophyta; Magnoliopsida; Poales; Poaceae.
UCAUCCAUCCUCUUUCGCUUCCGCCUGUCCCCUCACCAGAUCACCCGCUACUCUGCUAGUGGUGGGUACUACCUGUCUGUCUGUCUUACCUCUUGGGGAAACGAGCCGGAGAUCAACAGCUCCGUCCAUCGUCGGCUCGUCGCCGCAUCGAGAUCGACCGCCCGCUCCAGCUCACCUCAUCUUCUCCUCGUUCAUGGUUAUCUGCUGCGCUGCGCCGUGCGUUCAAAUUCAGAGAGAACCUAGCUAGCUUAGCUACCCGACAGAGCGUGCAGGACGACAGAGGCGUCGCCAUGGCUCGAUCUGGCGCACGGUGACUAGCAGCUGAGCCAGGCAGAAGGCAUGGUUGUGGCCUGGGGCUGCUGUUUCUUGCUCGCGGCCUGCGCGCGCGCGCUCCGGCGGCUGCUCCAGCUCCCCGCGCUCCUCUGCUGCGAGGCUAUGGUGUGGGCGCUGAGCUUCCUCGCCUUCCCGCUCCGGAUGCUCACCGCCGUCGACAGAGAAAGAAAGUUGGGCGGGCUGAUUGGGGAGAUGCAGGCCCAGAUGGAUGACUUGGUGUGGGUUAACAGGGAGCUGGAGGAGAAGCUGCAGGCGGCGCUCAGGGAGCAGGAGGCCAUGGACGCGCUUCUUGACGAGAUGGAGGACGAGAACGAGGACGCCUUUGCCAGGAUCCAUGCCCUCGAGACCCAGCUCAAGGCGCUGAGGCAGGAGAACAUGCGGCUGAACGAGCACAAGGGGAAGUCCAUGUGGGACAAGCCGCCGCCAGCGGCGGCUCGUCAUGGCAGCAACAAGGCAUCGGAGCCUGAGAAGAAACCGACGAGGAUCCCGCGGGGAGAGGAAGAAGCUGUGGCGACGACACAGGACGCCGCCGCCUCCUUGAAAGUGAAAUCCGCCGACCCCGCGUCGGUCCUGGCUCUGACGACCGCACCGGCCGCGGGCGACGAGCAGCAGGCGGCUAAAGUGGCCGCGUGUCGCCGGAGCCUGUUCAGCCUGGGCAUGUCGCUGGCGGUGGGCGCGGUGGCGUGGUCGGCGGACGCGCCGUGCCUGCCGCUGCUGGCGGGGCUCUUCGCCGUGGUGGGCGUGUCCAUGCGUACCGUGUCGCGGUGCUGCGCCGCGCUGCGCAGGGGCGGGCCCGCCGCCGACGCCGUGGCGCUGCUGAGCCUCAACUGGUUCCUCCUCGGCGCACUCACCUCGCCCAUGCUGCCCGGCGUCGCGCACGCCGUCGGCCCGCGCGCCGGCCGCGUCCUCGGCCCCGCGCUCACGUGGCUCGCCGCGGCGGCGCCCGCCUGACGGCGACCCAAGCAGGCAGAGCGGCAGCAGCAUGCCGUGCCAUGACGCCCGUUCUAUUGUUGUUGAGAUACUGGUUUCUGUACGCUGUGCCUGUAACGUGCUACACGUAUACAACAGUGUGGUUUAUCCGAGUUACCUCGCCGUUUUUACUCAUCGGCACCAUGAACACGAAGCUAGCUGAAACGGAAAGCCAUUCAAAUUCAGGAGA